This is a messenger RNA of Brassicogethes aeneus, 2122 nucleotides long. Lineage: Eukaryota; Metazoa; Arthropoda; Insecta; Coleoptera; Nitidulidae. The record is from the annotation of a GenBank genome assembly.
UGUUUUAGUGGCUCGAGAGUGCUGUACGACACCUGUCAAAUAUCCGUAAACAAUCCGUUUAGUCUGAGUGUGCUGCUCCUGCUGAUAUGCUGUGUUUUUGUUGAAAUAUUAGUGCUACGUGAUACGGUUACCUUAACCUAACAACAACUCUACAACCAAACUAUUUAUAAAAUGGAUAUGACACACACUUAUUGGGAGGACGUUGGCAACUCCAAUAACCAAAGGGUCAAAUUUGAAAGUAGUAUCAAUGAAGAGCCAAAUAGAAUAAAAGACGAUAGAAGUUUAUACUGUUGCGACGGGAAUCUAAAUUUUCAAACUGCUACAUGCAGUGAAGAUGACUGCGAAUAUGGAUCUUUUAAAAAAAACAAAGUAACCAGACAAGAUCCAAUGUCCCAUCGUAUUAUCGAAAAAAGAAGAAGAGACAGAAUGAACAAUUGCCUGGCCGAUUUAUCCAGACUUAUACCAACCGAAUACCUGAAAAAAGGCCGGGGACGGAUAGAAAAAACUGAAAUUAUUGAAAUGGCCAUCAAACACAUGAAGUACCUUCAACAGGAACAUGUCGCUCCUACAGAACAUUACAGGUUGGGAUACCAGGAAUGCAUGUCGGAAACGAUGCGUUUCAUGGUGGAAGUGGAGGGUCACUCUCCGCGCGAGGCAAUCUGCGCCCGCCUGCUCUCCCACCUGCAGAAGCACUGCACUGACACCGUCUCCAGAGGCCCCAACAUGCCCCCGCAGCAGAUGCCCAGUUUGAGUCCCGACCAGAUGCCCGUGCAUCCGCAGGAGUCCGCCAAGCAGGCAGCGGCGGAGUACCAGCUGCCCAAGCAGGAGCCCGAGCAGAACAACAACAACGGGAACGGGUACUCAACGACGCCGUCGGAGUCCGACUACGAUAAGCACAACGAGAGCGGGGCUUUGUACAAGUACAAGACGAACAUUAAGUUGAGGUUCAAUCAGGACGUCAACGGGGGACAGGAGGUGCCGAACAAGAGACCCAAGUUGGAGAACGGCAGGAGGAAUUCCGUCACCAGCUUGGAAAAUCAAAGCUCCAGUCACAGUUCCCCGCCCAGCUCGGAGCUGUGCACGGAGGCGAGCCACAGGCGGUCGCCGAGCGACAGCACAGCCUCCACCAACCACAUCGAGCAACAAGCGCGCGCCGAAGUCAUCCACGGAUACUCGCCCAUGAUCAAGUCGCCGCCUCUGACGAACUUUAACGUGCCCAUUUUCGCGCUGCACGCCAAAGGGUCGUACUACGUGCCGCUGACCAUCGACUACAAAACGUUGAUGCCCUUCCUGCAGAACUUCAACAUUCUGGAAGUGCUUCAGCCGGUGCACAGCGUCGUUCUGCACCCGGUGACGAUCAGUGUGAACUUCCAACCGAGUUACAGUUCCGAGUUGAACGGGAAGUACAAAUCGGAAUGGCACUGAGUUUGCGGAAACCCCAUUCCAAAUUUGUGCGGUGAUCAGGAUAUGUUUGAAAUUGGGAAAAGUUCUAGUCUAUUUUUUAACGUGUUAUAUAAAAAAACAAUUAGGCACAAAUUUGGAUUUUUUUAAUUUACUAGCUAUUUGAGCCACUGCAUUUUAAAAGGCAGGUGAACUUCGUGAGGCUGUGAUGGUCAGGGGAAUUAUUAAGACUGAUACAAAGUUAUAUAGUAUGUCGAUGAGGUUUUGUUUUUAAAUUUUUUAGAUGUUGUUUGGUGUCAAAACAUACUAAAGAACUUGAAAUCAAUUCGUUGUUUAAGUUUAGAAGAAAGUGAUAAAGAUUUUUAUAUUUUAAAUGUGAAAAUUGUUUGUGUUUUUAUACGGGUCUAUUUUCUAUAUAGAUGUAGAAAAAACACAAUGAAAUGUGGCUUUAAUGGCUGUUACUAAUUGUACACUAUAUUGUUAAAUCUAUAUAUUAUAAUAUAUUUAUACAUAUAAAGCGUAAAUUAUUGUUAUUGGAGUACUGAAAUACUCGUUUUUUCCGAAUAAAUAUAAAUUUUAUUUUUACUCUCCUCUACAUCAAACAAUUGUAAAGAUAUUAUAGUCCAACUACUGCUUUAAUAUGUAAAGAAUGUAAAUACCCAACUAUCUACUUCAACUAUUGUAAUAAUAAUAAUACGUUUUUGAUAAUUAAGUAAUAAAG